AUGAAGACCACAUCUGAACUCCUCUUGGCCGUUUUGGCCUCUGCUGCACAUGCUGUUCCAUUCAGUCAUGUAACACCAACAGCCGUUGAUUCAAACCUACCUAGAGCCGAAGUACAUGCCGCAGCAGCUGCUUCACCCACCGUUUACAUGUGUGGAGAUUCCACCAUGGCUCUCGGAGGCGGCGGAACUGGAACUCAAGGCUGGGGUGUAUACCUCCCAUACUCCCUCAACAUCCCCGUGGUCAACGAUGCCAAAGCCGGCCGCUCAGCCCGUUCCUACACCAAUGAAAACCGCUUCGGUGAAGUCAUUGCCACCAUCAAAUCUGGCGACAUCGUCAUCAUUGAAUUCGGACACAACGACGGAGGAUCCCUCACUCCAACCGACAACGGACGUUCCGAUUGCCUAGGAGCCGGUAACGAAACCUGCACGACAGCCGCUGGUGUAAUCGUGCAAACCUACCCCACCUAUCUCACCAACGCAACCGAGCUCAUGGUCGCCAAAGGUGCCCACGUCAUCAUUUCCUCUCCUACCCCUGAUAACACAUGCGAAACUGGUACAUGUUCAUAUACAUCACCUCGCUUCACGGGGUACGGCGAGGAGGUUGUGAAGAAUGUCGGAAGCAUGUCUAGCUUCAUUGAUCACGGUACUUAUCUCGCCAAUCAAUAUGCUGUCCUUGGUGCUAGUAUUGUUAAUACUUAUUACCCCAAUGAUCACACGCAUACUUCUCCGAUUGCGGCGAAUCUUGUUGCCGGAGUCUUUGUUAAGGGGGUUUUGUGUGCGGGGGCUUCUAAUCCUUUGUAUUCUUAUAUUAAGAAUAGCACGGCUAAUGUUGUUGGUACCUGUAUAUAA
Molecule: messenger RNA, 849 nt
Organism: Sclerotinia sclerotiorum 1980 UF-70
Lineage: Eukaryota; Fungi; Ascomycota; Leotiomycetes; Helotiales; Sclerotiniaceae
Exons: 2
Coding region: 1-849 (282 amino acids)
Molecular function (GO): hydrolase activity, acting on ester bonds
Source: RefSeq, a predicted model, not a curated record